GGAGCGACCGUAUUAGUGUAAAAAGCGCUCACAUGCCUUCUGCUCAUUUCUGUCUCCGAUCAGCGUUUCUAAAGCAAUCUUCCAAUAUAGUAAAAGCUGAAGAAGCAGAGGCAAACCAGGUUACUUAUCAGCCUGAACUCGCCGCGGUGAUUACAUCAGCCAGACAACUUCCGCGGCGGGCAAAUCGCCGAAAAAGUCUUGGCACCUCCGAAGCCUUCAGUCAACUUUUGGUUUGACCGCAUCGUCACUCGGCUGCUGUUGUCGCUAUCUCCCCCCCUCCUCCCUUCCUUGUACCUUUGUUUUUGAGAGGAUUCAAAGAUACCAAUUGCAACCAUGCCCGCGAAAGCUGUCUCUACCCGCCUUAACCCGGUCCGUCUGCAGUCCAUCCCUCACCUGCGCGUCCGGCGUCCGAACACCAAUGAGCCGAAUACCUGCGUUGCGGUGAUGUCGUCUAUGCUGAGCUGCUGGGCAUCCCAGGGCUACACCCACGAGGGAUGCGCCGUUCUCGAACAACAAUUGAGAUCUUGCAUGGAUGCACCUAAACCCAAGUCCCAGAAGCGCAACCCCAUCAACUACCACCUCAUGAGAAUGUUCCCCAAGGUGGUCGGUCCCAAGAAGAAGGACGGUGUGUUGGGUUGAACUGCCAAACAAUAUAUAUACUACAUUAUUUGCGUGUGAUUCAAUACCUUAUUUCGAGCGGUUGCAUACGGGCAUACGAUUUACCUACUACCUACCGUCGUCGAACUCUCACUCUUGUCUGGUCUGGUCUGAUAUGAUGGAUGAGUAGACGGUGUGGUGGUAUAGAAGUGAAGAACUUCUACGCGGAGUGGGAGAGAGAGAAAAUAUUCCUUUAUAUUUUGGAGUUUUGGGUUUGUAAUAUGCUACUACCUACCACAUCAGUUUUGAUUCUGUGUUGAGGGUAGGUGGGAGGGGGUUUUUUUUUUGUAUAUUAUUAUGUGGAUG
Messenger RNA from Aspergillus eucalypticola CBS 122712, 963 nucleotides. RefSeq names its product mitochondrial 37S ribosomal protein mS37. NCBI's taxonomy places the organism in Eukaryota, Fungi, Ascomycota, Eurotiomycetes, Eurotiales, Aspergillaceae. Gene Ontology annotation, cellular component: mitochondrial small ribosomal subunit. Gene Ontology annotation, biological process: mitochondrial translation. The record is from RefSeq and is a predicted model, not a curated record. The transcript is spliced from 3 exons. Bases 334 to 639 code for a protein of 101 amino acids. Gene Ontology annotation, molecular function: structural constituent of ribosome.